GUACAGCCGUGUAUUAGGUAAAGCCUGGUGUAGACUCACUGUAAACACAAUAUAUUACAUACGGUGUCCUUACGUAGUAAUAGACUAGUGUAUUCCGUUCUUAUAUUCAAAAGGAUCUUUGAUUGUUAUCGUUUCGGAAUUCAGCCAACCGGAUCCACAGAAUACUAAAAUACUCUUCAUGGAGGAUAUUUACUCAUAAGAAUUAUUAUCGACAUUUACUUGAGUAAAUUUUUAGUUAUCAAGAUUAUUUUUUGUAAAACAAAUAUGUACAUGCCUAUCAAUUGAUAAAAGGAGCGUAUUAGUCCGUGCGCGUUAGUCAGCCCUGGACUACGGCUGAACAUGAAGCUACCAAAGAGCUGCAUGGUCAACAGGACUUGAAAACGGGAAGUGUGCAUCCUACAAAAUAAUUUGUUCCAGUAAAACCAGAUCUGAUCAUAUUUUCCACGAAGUAGUAACCUAAGUGUUUUGAGAAGAUUCGCACACGUGUUAAUAUGGAGUUUAAACGCAAUCCUGGAUGAUUAAUUGUGUGAUUUCGAGGAAUACUACAAACUCUUUAAAGAGAACAUUGGGUGUUCUAAGAACUAACACUGCCGGCCUAUUCUGAGAAACGUCAAGAACAGUAUGUUGAUUGAUCAUGGCCGCUUAACCAGGAACACAGACAUUAUUUUCCAAGCUUGAUAUACGAAAGGACUUCUCUCCCGGCCACAGUUAUACUACAGGAGACCGUGGGGGUUAAACAUUACAACUGAAGAGCAUGCUCCAUCUUCCACUACCGCGCGACAAACAUUGCUAUGCCCCUGAACGCGUUGCUAAGGUGAUGUCCUUGGGCGUGGUUUCUGACGUAGGGGUCACCAGGCUAGCGAUGAAUGAUGAAUGAUAUACCAGAUCUGAUCACCGUUGCCAAAAAUGGAAAUUUACAGCAGGUAGAAAACUUAUUGAGGCAAAACUUUUCUGUGCAUAUUCGGGGCAAAGACGACGAGACCGCACUCUACUGGAGCUCAUGUCGCGGUCACGUGCAGAUCUGUAAAGCGCUCCUUGACAGCGAGAGUGACGUCAAUGCGCGUGUAGCGUGGGGUUCCACAGCGCUACACGCAGCCGCAGACCGAGGCCAUAUCCAGUGUGUUGACCUCCUCAUCCGGCGAGGCGCCAAUGUGAACAUUCAGAACAAACGAGGGGACACGCCGCUUCACGUCGGAGCCUACCGAGGACACAUUGAGAUAGUUCGGCUCUUGGUUCGGGCGCAACCGGACCUCUUCAUUAAAAACGACAAAGGCCGAACGGCGGCGGACGAAGCGGAGGGCAAUAGCCACCACCAUACGUCGACGUAUCUGUACCAGCAGAUGCUCCCUUUUAACCAGAACCCGUUUUCCGACCACAACCGCGCUUUACCGCCACCUAAUUACGAACAAACGUUACCUCAGCGGUCAGCUCGAAGUCGUCCUGGGUCUCAGAGUCAGGAAGAGAACGCUACACAAGGUCAAUGGUAUGCAAGUCUCGGUAGCCUUCCAGCUCAAGGGCAAUACCAAAAUGCAAAUGAAACGAACGGAGGGAUGGAGCAGGUUCAUUCUUUUUCUGGAUUUCAUCAAUACGCCGAUGAAACAUCAUGCAACUCUUUUCCAGGAGCUUCUCCGGAAAAGGGGAAAGUUUCAGAUAGCAGCUUCCUCCGAUAUCGGGAUGAUCUUAAAGGGUUCCGCAGGAGAACAGAGCCCGAGGAAAGCAUGGACGAAGGAACAGUUCCGUGGACUGAAGAUAGAGCGAACAAAGAAAACAGUCGGACUAAACUGUGUAGACGGGAGUCUAUAAAUGGUCAGUGUAAUAAUAUCAAUGUAGAUGUAGCUAUGCGAUACAAAAGUCCUAAGAUCGCUCGGGAAGGAAGUGACAGAGAACAAAAUGGAGGAAUUACCACAAAAGUGUUGUCAGAGUUUCAGCCUUGCAAUCCUCCAGUAUUCUCCGGAGAUGAUAAAAAUGGCGGUCUACCGUUAUUAGGGUCGUGUGACGAUGUGCGCAUGUCCCAACAGUGCCUAGCCACAUCCGUUAGACCCUCGCGGAUUUCCGUCGGAUGUGUAAGGGAAGUAGUAGGAAAUAUGCAUAAUGAAACUAUUGAGAAUUUCUCAGAAACAUUACAAAUGGAAUUAUUCAAAAAACAAGAAAUGGUGGAAAAUUUACAAAAGGAAAAUGCAAAUCUGCAGCAACAACUAACAUUAAUGAAAAAAACGUUUCACCAAUUUUCCAGUGCAUGCCAAAUACUAAAACAUGAAAAUGCCCAACUACGACUUUCCCAUAAAGAAAGGACUGGGAAAACGCACAAAUCGCCACAUUCUACCUCACAACUUUCACUCAGCGGCUUUAUACACUUCCUUGAUAAAGUUUCCAGAGGAGGAAGUGUAUAUUCCCAUAGUGACCAAAUGUUAUUGAUCCUUAAGGAAAGCUUAUAUUCCCAUUGGUUAAAAUAUGUCCCUCCUAGUCAGUUAGAUGUGCCAAAUAAGGAAUGGUUGCCAGGGAAGGACUUUACACUGAUCGGUGAACAGCCAAUGAACCAGCUUUCAGGCGGCACGAGGGAUGGGUGCUGCUCUCUGGUGUUCCAAAUCAAACACAAAGGUCAAACACAGAUCCUGAAGAUGAUGAUAAACCUCAUCAAUUUGGAGGCUAGCAGCCACGGUCAAGGGUACAGCAUGGAACACUUCCUGGCAAAUAGUUUCGGCCCGGAGCAUCAACUUCCGGUGGCCUUUAACGACCAUGUGAACGUUAUCAAGGUCAGACACAGCUACACCGGACAAACUAAUAGAUUCCAGAAAUAUCUUGGUCUUAUCAUUCCGACAAAGUUUGAUAUUCCGAUAGAAAUGGCAUCUCGAACAACGUUUAUUGUGUUUGAUCAUUUCCCAGAAUCCUUGAAAUCCAUGAGUGUCCAGUUCCGGUCUAGUCACUCAGAGCCUUCGUUCGGUCUGGACAUUACGUUUGUUCUACAGUUGUUGUACCAAAUCCUCUCUGCCGUGUACUACAUUCAGAAAAAUGGUGUCAUCCAUCGUGAUAUCAAGGCGGACAAUGUGUUCCUUGACAACUGUUUGAGACCAGUGCUGGCAGACUUUGGGAUGGCUCGUACGACUGAGGUGUCCGACUCGUCCAUAUAUUUUACAAAUAGUCGAGAGGUUUAUGCGGGUAAUGCGCAUGCGUGGGCACCGGAACUGACAAGAUGGAGUAUCGAUGGUCCACCUAGGAGCAUUGAGGAAAGAAUGUUACUGAAGGAUGUCUACAGUAAAUCCGACGCUUAUGCCGUCAGUAGGAUGUUCUAUUGUCUUCUACGACCGCAGUCAGAGGGUAACGCGUUCCCUCAAUCAUCACGUGAUCGGCCUCAUUACGAAAACUCUGAAAUACCGGAGCUGCCCUCUUUGUAUCCGGCAGGAUUAAGGUUCGUACUUCGGAACCAAGUUCUCAACGACCCCCUGGACAGGAUGACUGACCGGAGGGCUAUGCUGUACGUCGGGAUGUUGAUGUUUCCUCCAAGUCCUGGCGAGGUUACCAUGGAGACACAGACAGCACGUUACUGCCAAGCAAGGAUCUUAAAGCUUCUUUCGUUAGACAACAGUGCCAGGCGUACUGACGUGCACUCGGGGCCACGCCUGACGAUGUUGGAAAGUGUCGACAGACUAAUGCCGGAAUUAGAAGCUGACUUCCUGCACAAAAUCACACCCGAGGAAUUCUGGGAAAUCUAUCAGGACUUGAAACAAAGGGAUUACCUAUCCAUAUGAAUCAUGAAGACUUAAUGUGUGAUAACGAAGACUUAAUAGUAUAUAUACGCUAAUUGGUGCUCCUUUACCGGCGUCAUGCCAUGUGGAAUUUACCGUAGAUACAUUGUAUAACAUAUCACUUUAGGUAUCACUACGUUAUAUCAACAUGCCCUACCCUUAAAUAUCAACAUGCCCUACCCUUAAAUAUCAACAUGCCCUACCCUUAAGUAUCAACAUGCCCUACCCUUAAAUAUCAACAUGCCCUACCCUUAAAUAUCAACAUGCCCUACCCUUAAAUAUCAACAUGCCCUACCCUUAAGUAUCACUACGUUAUAUCAGCAUGCCCUACCCUUAAGUAUCACUUAGAACAACAACGCAAUAAUCAAACAUCAACAUCAUCAACAACGAUUUCUUGCUAACUUCAGAAUCUCCGGAGUAAAUGUCUUAAAUGCUUUAGAACGAGAGAAAAAACUGUACACAUACGGAGGUUGUCAUUCUAAGUUAUGUGUACGAAUACAAAGAUCGAUGAUAUAGUGACAUAUCGGAGAUAAAGCGACAUCACAUUAGUUCAGCAUUGCUGUUCACCUUUCUAUAAUAUACCGGAUGCGUGUGACGAUAGUAAUAACAUGAUGUCCCCUAUGACCGUGUUAAGACUAGGUAGGAGUUCCUUUUAGACAUGACGUCAUUGUGUGAUGAUUACCCUGCUUAUGUUAUGACGUCAUUUAAAGGGUGUUUUCAAAUAGUGUGUACGAUUACCUCGUUUUUCAUGUGACGUCGAUGCAUGCGAUUUUUUUGUAUGAUUAUCGUAUUUAUCCUUUGACAUAGUAAGAUACGAUUUUAUUGUGUCUUUUAUCCGAUAACGUCAUACAUUUACGAUACGACUUUAUUGUGUAUAUUUACCUGUUUAUAAUAUGACGUUAUUAGAUAAAUACUUCAUUGUGUUUUUUCAUCUGAUGACGUCAUUAGAUACGAUUUUCUUCUGUAUGUUUACUCUUUUUAUCCAGUGACGUCAUUUGAUAAUAUCUUAUUGUGUCUUUUAAUCUAAUAACGUCAUAAGAUACGAUUUUAUUACUUUGUUUAUCAAAUGACGUCAUUAGAUCAUAACUUAUUGUGUCCUUUUAUCUUAUAACGUCAUCAGAUACGACGAUUUUAUUGUGUAUGUUUACUUUGUUUAUCCAGUGAUGUUAUGAGCUAGCAUUGUAUUGAGACGGGGUAACGUAUCGCCGACCGUGUCUACUGUAUGCCUGACUUAGACCCCUUUGUUUAGUCAUUAAUGACGUGUUGUGUCGUGUUGGUCGUUUCGCUUUAGUUAAUGUUAACCUUGCACUGCUAUGUUUGUAAAUCAGAAGUACCAUACAUUUAAUCCUAUGAACGCUUUUAAUUUUAUAAAUCUGUUCAGAAUAGAA
Messenger RNA from Mizuhopecten yessoensis (Yesso scallop), 5131 nucleotides. RefSeq lists its product as uncharacterized. Lineage: Eukaryota; Metazoa; Mollusca; Bivalvia; Pectinida; Pectinidae. The transcript is spliced from 11 exons. Gene Ontology annotation, molecular function: ATP binding; protein binding; protein kinase activity. The coding region runs from base 867 to 3746 and encodes 959 amino acids. The record is from RefSeq and is a predicted model, not a curated record. Gene Ontology annotation, biological process: protein phosphorylation.